Molecule: messenger RNA, 162 nt
Organism: Meloidogyne enterolobii
Lineage: Eukaryota; Metazoa; Nematoda; Chromadorea; Rhabditida; Meloidogynidae
Source: the annotation of a GenBank genome assembly
AUGGAGGAAGGAGCUUCCAAUGACCAUGCGGAUAAUGGACAUAUUUCUGAUGAUGAUGAAAACAAAGAAAUGCUAAAGAUGGCACUCUCAAGUUAUCAUCCGUUGAAAGGAGAGGAAGAAGCUCCUCCAUUGUUUUGUCCAAAAUGUAAAGAGUCCUUUUAA